UGAAUAUGAAGACAUGGAUAGAUCCAUUUGUUAUUGGGGCAUUUAAAAUGUGAUAUGUUUUUUAUUACUUUCAUUUUGUUUUAGUCUGUACCCAUAUCAUCUUUGUUGUUUGUCUUGUUGUUGGAUUAUUGUUCAUUUUUUUUCUAAAUAUCAAGACCAAGCUGACUGCAUCUUCUGGAGUGUUUCUGUUAGUUUGUCUGCAGGUCAGCCUGUGAUAUUUGGUGCUUUUCUUUAGAUUAGGAACCUUAAUACUACCAUGAGUUCUGAAUCGAACGCUGGUAUUGACCUGCUGCAGGUCAGGAUUGAGACUUUGAGCAGCAAAAUGGACAGGCUGAUAACUAUCCAGGAAAAGGUGCUCAGCCGACUUGAUGGCAUGUCUCAGGAUAUUGAUGGAAUAGAAAGGGACGUAGAAACUUUGAAAGUGGAAAAAGAGGAGAUCCAUUUUCCUCCAGUUAUACGUACAGGACCAGGCCAUGAGAUGAAGGAAAUGUGCCAAGAAAUGAACAGCAUCAUGUUGGCAGUAAAUCAACGCUCAGAACAGCAAACCCAGAAGCUGGAGGGAAUGGAGAGACUGGUGAUGAGCAUACAGCAGGUGGUCAGCUUCAUUGGAGAAACUGUUAAAACUUCCAAAAUCAUGGAUGUUAUAUUUAAAGGGCCAGCUGUGCAAAAGAACAAAAUGAUUUCAGCCUCCAGGUCCAAAGACUGUAAAAGCAAACUGAUUACCAAAAGGGAGGACUCAGAAAGUGGUGAGCCUGUCGCGAGCAAGGUAAAAGAUCGCAAAUGCAAAGAGGGGACAUUUCGUCUUAGUCUCAAAGGUCUCAAAGCACAGAAGAAGAAGAAACCACCUGAUUGUACAGAUGCAGUCACUUUGAGGAAGCAGGCACUACUGUUCGAGGAAGUUCAGGAGCUUAAUCAAGAGAAUGCAGAACGCUCUAAAGCAUCCCACCAUCUGGAAGCAGAACGCUCUAAAGCAUCCCACCAUCUGGAAGCAGGUGUACAGAAGUCAGAGAAUGGCGUGUUUACCCCAAUGCAGCAGGACCACAUCCUAGAUGAAGGCAAGACCCCUCCGACUGAGCAAGAAAAGUACUUGGAAGAAGAAAAUGUGGAAACUAUGGAGCCAAAAGAAGAGGAGAAGAAAGAAACAGAACCAACGCCGGUGGAGGUCCAAGAUGAACCACAGCAGUUAGUGGAAGAUGAAAUGUCACCAAAGACCACAGAUAUGCUUAAAGAUCAGGAAGUUAAAGAUACUGGAGAUCAGACGGUGGUUGAGGUUCCUUUAGAAUCUGACAUUACUCACACCCAACCCCCUUUUCCAGCUGAGGACUCAUUGCAAAGUUGUUUCAGCCAUGAGUCCGAGCAGGUGGAUGAGGUGACCACUAGCAGCAAACGACGUGUAACAGAUGAAGAUCUGGGUUUGGAGGACCACAAGAAGAGCAGGGUUGAGGGAGGACAAGAUGAGGUUGAGCACGAGCCAGAGGAACCUGAAGAUGUGCGUGGUAUUUUCAAAGCUGAGGGUGUGGACAUUGAGUUGGAUUUUAACAAAAUUAAGCAGGAAGGAGACAAGGAUGACAAUGAAGAUGAAGAAAAUGACAACUUCUACAUUGAUUGCACUCCCCCUCCACCAGCACCCUUCAACCAUCGCAUUGUGUCUGCCAAACCCAACCAGAUUAACAACUUCUACACCAUCAACCGUCAGGAAGUUCUUGGAGGAGGUCGAUUCGGUCAAGUACAUAAAUGCAUCGAAAAUUCAUCUGGACUCACUUUGGCUGCGAAGAUAAUCAAAGCAAGAAGUCAAAAGGAAAAGGAGGUGGUGAAGAUUGAGAUUCAGGUUAUGAACCAGCUCGACCAUGCCAACCUGAUUCAGCUCUACGCUGCCUAUGAGUCCAGGAAUGACAUUAUCCUUGUGCUUGAAUAUGUUGAUGGAGGAGAACUCUUCGACAGGAUCAUUGAUGAGAACUACAAGUUGACAGAGCUCGACACAGUGAUGUUCAUCAGACAGAUCUGUGAAGGCUUGCGUUACAUGCACAAAAUGUACAUCCUCCAUCUGGACCUAAAGCCAGAGAACAUUCUGUGUGUCAGCAGAUUAACAAAUAAAAUCAAGAUCAUUGACUUUGGGCUUGCGAGGAAGUACCAGCCCAAAGAGAAGCUACGAGUGAAUUUUGGGACACCGGAGUUUUUGGCUCCUGAAGUGGUUAACUAUGAUGUUGUGUCAUUUAAAACGGACAUGUGGAGUUUAGGGGUUAUCACAUACAUGCUGCUUAGCGGGCUGUCUCCAUUCCUUGGGGAUGAUAAUAAUGGAACUCUAAAUAACAUCCUGGCCUGCCAGUGGAACUUUGAGGAGGACGAGUUCACAGACAUCUCAAAAGAAGCCAAGGAUUUCAUUUCCAAAAUGCUCAUUGUAGAUAAAAGUUGGAGGAUAGGGGCUGGGGAGGCAUUGAAGCACCCCUGGCUGUCAGAUCCAGCUGUCCAUUUCCGCCUUCACGAGAAGAAAAAUAUGUGUCGAUCACGAAGAAACUCUUGUGUGCCACCUCCAGAGAGUUAAUAUGGACCAAGCCUGCUGUGCAACCGAGAUAGGACAUCAUAUUUCGAGCAGACAAACACGCAGAUGCGAUCUUUGCAUAAACCUGCUGACCUUUGCUAUUUGCCAUGUUGAGACAGCUGCAGACAUUACUUAAAUGAUAACAGCAUAUGGCAUGAAGGUGAUGCUAUGCUAGAAUGAGAAAUGAGAUGCAGGUGUGAUUUAGUUUCCUAUAGACUUCAGGAAUCCUGUCCGUGAUUCCAGUUUCAUCUGCAGAUUUAAAAAAGAUUUAAUCCGAUUCCCAUUUUAUUUCAUCAGUUCUGGGCAGUUCACUUUAAUGAUCAGAACAUCACAACAUACUGUACAUAUGAUAACAGCCCUCAUAAUAUUAUGUCAAAAUGUUAUGUUUAAGCUGCUACAUACAACUAUUGCUACACAAACAUUGCAGGAAAAUUAAUGCAGCAGAGAACAAAGAAUGAGUGUAAAAAGGCUUUUGGCCAUAAAAAAUAGUUAUAUUCCAAUAGAGUUCCUAGCAUGUUGAAUCAAAUUUACCAGUGUUUCAUAUUCAGGAUUAAUAAGCAUAACUGAUUAAUUAGAACAGUUUGUGUAGUAUGUUAUACACACAAACUCCUUUUUAUGUCUUAGUUCUGUAAUGUGUAGCUCCAUGACUGUAUCGCUGUAACGUUUAGACGUUCAAACCUUCUUAAUGGUAUGCUAAUAUUAGAAUAUCCUCAUGAAAUAUACCCAAGGCAUUAGCACAAAGAUUUUUUUAGCACAGUUUUAUUACAAUUUUCACAUCACCGUCUUUAGAAGAUUCAAUGUCAGAUUCUUUAAAUCAUGUGUCAAUGUUACAAUAUACUGUAUAUCACUUUUUCAUUUAACUUUUUGAGUAUGUAACAUGGCAUUAUAUGCACUUUAGAAUAUUAUAUAUUUUGAAAACCAUAACACUUUCUUAAUAUAUAGAUAAAGCUAGUCUAGUUUUAGGGAAAUUGUUUUAUAUGUCUCUCCAAUGUAUUUUCCAUAUAUACUUGAAUGAAUAGUAACAUACAUACAUUAAAAAUGUCUUACCUUAUUUAUAUCUUUCAUUUAUGGGUGUUUCUGCAACUACGAGCAUCUAAAAAAUCAACCCCUCUGAAUUCUCUUUUAAUCAUCAGAGUCUGUAAUACAUAUAAAACGGUCAACAAACUUGCCAAAAAGAGUCAUUAAGAUUUUAAUGUUUGUAAUUUAAUAUACAGUAAAUAUUGAAAAUGUGCUGAGGUAAAAGACAUAACAUUUCUGCUAAUAUUGCAGCUAACUGGCAGCUAGCAAGGUCUACUACAUUAGUUUUGACUCUAAGCAUCUUAACAUACAUAACUUAAACAGUAAUAUACAUUUAUUUUUACAGUGUAGUUCAAAGCACAUAAUUACUAAGCUGUAUGAUAAGGACACACAAUAAAUACAGACACAGAUAAGAUGAUGUUUACCUUAUAUUUUUGGGGGGAUCUUGUGAGUGAGGUAGUGAGGUGGCCUAGUCUGUCAGCAAUGUGCUCAUGUGUAAUUUCUGUUAAAAGCCGUUUUUCAUUGUUGCGGUAAGGACUCAAAAGUGUGGGACAGGCACAUUUACUUGAAAAAAAUCAUAACAAUGAUCAGUAAAUAAUACAAAAAAUAAAGAUGCUGUAAAUGAAUAUGUAUAUUAAACAAUUCCUUUUGAAAUAAGGUCAAGUUGUCAUUCAAUUAACUUAUUGGAAGUAGUUUAACAGCCAGAGUUGUGGGACAUGAACAAAAAUGGUGUUUGGACCUAUAAAUGCUUCAUCAUUUUAUUUAAAUCAAAUGAAUCGUUAAUUAUAUGUUUUGUCAAGGUGUGUAAUGACACAGGGGCUAUAUUUAUAAAGCGUCAUAUGACAAAUUUUGACAUAAAUCAAACAUUACACUACUGGGACUUAAAAGUGCCCUUAGUUGCAGAAACAUCCAGUAAUAAAAUGAGUUCACUGUAAUGCAUUUAAAUUGAUUCAGCAUGUCAGUAUAAAAGUUUUAAAGAAAUAAGUGAAGAUAACCCUUAAUCAAUUAUUAAGUAUCCUAAACCAACUAUAAUUUAGUCCCUGUUAACGUUUGCAUUUUAAAUUUAGAAAAUGAUUGGGAGUGAAGUAAAACAAAAAAUAAUUAAAUGAAAUGCAACUAGAAUUGUUAAGUCUUUCAUCAUAUCAGUUUAAAUAUCUUGUAAAUUUUGAUUUAACAUAAAAAUGGAAGGCAGCUUUUGGACAAAAGUAUGAACUGAAGUUUUGAAGUAUAGUUGAAACAGACGGGUUUUAAAUAUGCAUAUAAAAAAAAUAAAAAAUAAAAAUAGACUGUAAAUCGUAUUAUAUUGUAUUGUCAUUGUGUUGAAUGUCUGUACUAGAAGCUUCCAACACCAAAGAAAAUUCCUUGUGUGUGCAAGC
Messenger RNA from Triplophysa rosa, 4932 nucleotides. It is a transcript of the gene mylk4a, whose product is annotated as myosin light chain kinase family, member 4a. Gene Ontology annotation, molecular function: ATP binding; protein serine/threonine kinase activity. Gene Ontology annotation, biological process: intracellular signal transduction; positive regulation of apoptotic process; protein phosphorylation. Gene Ontology annotation, cellular component: cytoplasm; nucleus. The record is from RefSeq and is a predicted model, not a curated record. The coding region runs from base 257 to 2542 and encodes 761 amino acids. The transcript is spliced from 14 exons. NCBI's taxonomy places the organism in Eukaryota, Metazoa, Chordata, Actinopteri, Cypriniformes, Nemacheilidae.